UCGGCCCUGAUGUCUGCAGUGGGCAGAGGGGUGGGAAAGCACUUCCUGGAGGGCCAGACCCCUACAGCAGACAAAGGGGUGUGAAAGAGGUGGUCCUCAGCAGCAGAGAAAUUGCCACAACAAUUUGAUGUCAGAAGUGGGAUCCCUCGAGCGAUCAUCUGGGACGGGACGCGGACAGUGACAGGCCACCCUGGAAGAAAAACGUUUCAGCCUCCAACCUCAAAAUCCUCUUCUGAGAAGGGAGGACUGACCGCAAACGCCCCAGAUCGUCGCCGCUGGGAUUUACACAAACGCAAUUCAACGAAAUUCAUCUGGUGAGCACUGAAAUAUUGACAUUUCAAUUUCUUUUCUUUAAAUUUUGGGUUUAAAAUUGGCUAAAUAUUUCCGUUUCUCACAUAUCCACAAUCGAUCUGCUUUUUGUUACUUAUAGCCUUAAACGAAGUAACCAGGUCUUUGUUGCUUGUUCCUUAAAAGCAAUCAGGUUUUUAAAUCACUUGUAACCAUAAACAAAGUGAUUUGCUUUUUUUUCACUUGUAGCACAGACAAAGUGAUCAGGUCUUUGUUGCCUUAAACAGGUCUUUGUUGCUUGUUCCUUAAACGAAGUAACCAGGUCUUUAUCACUUGUAUCCUUAAACGAAGUGACCCUUUACAGAUACGUCUUUACUGUAAUAGUUGUGCACGACCUCCAUUUGGAAUGGGGAGUAAAAGCUCUGCCGAGGUUGGACCUCCGGAGGGGGCGAUUGUGGAUGUUAUGAGAAGGAAAUAUGGGGAUAAAAGUUUAAAAUAUUUAAAUGUCUGGACAGCUGAGUUUGGAUUCCCAAUAGGGGGAUCCCUCAGUUUAAAAAACAUAUCGAUAUUAGAAGAAAAACUGAAGGGAAAAGAACAAAAAAUGAGAAGGAAAAAUAAGGUUUCUGUAAGAAAAUUAGAAAAUAUGGAAGGUCAAAGAGAAUGUUUUCAGAUGUGGAAAGGGGAAGCAGAGACACGAGAUAGGAAAACAAUGCUGAAACAACUCCCUUUUCCAUGUGAAAAAGUUGAAACCAAUGAAAAGCAAAUUUCACACACACAAAGAACACCAGACUCGCAGACUUCUUCUUUGUUUCCACAGUUGGCGGUUUUGAAGCUGGAUCCAGACCUUGACGGCAACCCACCUAUUCAUCCUUCAGUUCCACCACCAUACAACACAGUGACACCCAGCAAAAGAAGGGAAGCAGACUCCGCCAUGCUACAACAAAAAACAAGUUCAGGAGCAGCUCAUUGUGCCCCUGAUGUGUCCGUUCCACCACAGAACCCUACAACCAACCCCCCUUCUCCAAUAGCACAUAGACUGCGUUAUCCAAAUCAAGAUGCAGCCUUCAACAUACCCAUGGUUAAAGUAUCAGGACCAGGAGGUGCAACGUUGGUUUUCCGCCCAUGGACUUCUGCUGACAUCACAGCAGCCUCACAACAUCUGCCCAACCCCACAACAUCAGGUAAAAUGUUUGCUGAGCAAUUCUCCACAUUUUGCCAAGAAUUCAAACCCACCAUAAAUGAACUAAAAAGACUCCUGAUCACCAAGAUGAAACCCACAGAUUGGCAAAAAAUAGCUGGGAAAUUCCCACAUGCUGACAUCCAUUGUAAGCACAUCACCUGGGAACAUGAGUCUAAUGCCCAUUAUAGAGAUGUUGUCCGCCUUCUCUGUGAUGCAUUCACUCAAGCUUUUCCUGUAAAAGUUAACAUGGAGAAAAUCACUGCCUGCAAGCAGAAGGAUGAUGAAAACCCUGAUGAAUAUCUCACUCGCCUGACAGAGGUAUUCAACACCUACAGUGGCCUUCAACCACCUGAUGGAUUAAACAAUAUUCCAGAUGUGUGGGAAAUUCAUCUUUGUAACUGUUUCUUAAAAGGACUAAAACCAGACAUUGCCUCCGCUGUUAAAAGUUCCUGCAUUGGAUGGGAUGAUGCACGCCUGUCCGAACUUCGCAGACACGCCAUACAUGCCCAUCUCAAAGAAAAAGAAGAAACAACACAGAAAGAGCUUCACAUGGCAGCAAUAACCAUGUAUAACACAAUCCGAGAACAUGGACAACCAGAUCAUACACAUAGAGGAAAAGAUAACCGACACAGGCACUGGAAAGAUAAAAUUGCAAAGGAUGUUUGUUUCCUGUGUGGUCAACAUGGACAUUGGAAACGCGAGUGUCACAAAAAUACCUCAUCGACCCCGGUGGACAAGUCGGACUGA
Messenger RNA from Dicentrarchus labrax (European seabass), 2215 nucleotides. RefSeq lists its product as uncharacterized. The coding region runs from base 695 to 2215 and encodes 506 amino acids. The record is from RefSeq and is a predicted model, not a curated record. Gene Ontology annotation, molecular function: nucleic acid binding; zinc ion binding. The transcript has 2 exons. Lineage: Eukaryota; Metazoa; Chordata; Actinopteri; Moronidae.